Molecule: messenger RNA, 2510 nt
Organism: Pimephales promelas (fathead minnow)
Lineage: Eukaryota; Metazoa; Chordata; Actinopteri; Cypriniformes; Leuciscidae
Source: RefSeq, a predicted model, not a curated record
UUCAGGGCUUGGGCCCUAAUAAAUCCAUGAGAGAUUGGUCAUCCCUGGGUACUAAAUGGCAGUACUGGACAACUUGCACCACAUACAUCUCAAUAAUGUGGCCAUGAUUGAUGGGGAACAGAAUAUCUUCCCAUAAGUCCAUGUCAGCCAAUCUGUGGUCCAUACUUUAAGCAAAACCCCCCAUAGAGUUCCAUAUGUUACUUGCCUGGCCUUCUGUAACAAAAGAGAGACAAUGUAGGUCUGGAUGCAGUUUAUUCAACAGAAAGACACUCAGAUAAGACAUCGAAAAUUCUCAGAAAUAUUCUCAGAUCGCCAAGUCAUGCAAAUAAUGCUUGCACUGAGAAUGAGUGCAGAAACCAGUGCAGCCAUGACAAUAUAAUAUACAUACAGCAUUUCAAUCUUCUGCUAUUAGUUUUCAUGCAGGGCCAGAACUCAUUUGAAAAUGUAAGAUCAGCAAAAGCUCGAUGUUAAAAGAGACGUACGUGUGAGCGGAAACUGUGACUGAGGUCACAACCAGAUAAAUAUCUCAGUUCAGUCUUCCAGAUCAAUCUGAGUGUUUCAGACAUUAAGAGUUACUAUCGUGGGCUUUUCAGUGAGCCGAUGAAGAAGAUGUUCCUCAAAUUAGUUUUGCUCUGUUUGUGUUUGUGGCGUCUGGAUGGUGAGUGUAAAUGUGUUUUCAUGACUUCAGUUGUUUCUGUUCUGAUGUGAUAAAUUAGUUGGAGAAGAUUAUCAUUCACUGUGAUUCUCGUAGAAAUGACUAAACUGUGAAAUCAUGAUUGGUCUAAAAUCAGUUAUUAGGGGUGGAUUUAAUAAAACAUAAUAAAUAUGAAGCUCAAAUACCAAACAGCAUUAAAUAUAAUUGUAGGAAAAGUAUCUGUUGUUUUUUUUCUCUUUCAUUUAUCAUUGUUUGUCGUUGUACUGUUUAAGAAUGUUAUUCACUUCACAUUUUAAUGAUUAAAAGUAUUUUAGUGAAGCUUCAUCGACCAACCUGAAGUGAUUUUAAAGCUUUAAUCUGUGAAAAACCCUGUUCUUCAGGAGUGUCUGGUGAUGAUGAAAUUUAUAAAAUAGCGUGGAAGGGAGAUUCAGUCUCUCUAAACACUCGUCUCACUGAAAUAAAGGAUGAUGAUGUGAUUCAGUGGAGGUUUGGAGACACUUUAAUAGCAGAAAUCAAUAAACGGGCCGACAGAUUCACUGUAUAUGAUGAUGUUCUUGAUGGGAGAUUCAGAGACAGACUGAAGCUGAACAAACAAACUGGAUCUCUGACCAUCACACACAUCACAACUGAUCAUGAAGGAGAUUAUAAACUACUGAUCAACCGUGAGAUCAAGAUUUUCAGAGUUACUGUGUUCGGAAUGAAAUUGGUAUCAGUGAUGGAGGGAGAUUCAGUCUCUCUGAACUCUGGUCUCACUGAAAUAACGGAUGAUGAUGUGAUUCAGUGGAUGUUUGGAGAUGGAAACACUUUAAUAGCAGAAAUCAAUAAACGGGCCGACAGAUUCACUGUAUAUGAUGAUGUUCUUGAUGGGAGAUUCAGAGACAGACUGAAGCUGGACAAUCAAACUGGAUCUCUGACCAUCACAAACACCACAACUGAAGAUACUGGAGAAUUUGAAGUACAGAUCAACCAUUUGAAGGAAUUUUUAUUUCUCGACGUCAUUGUUGUGUUUAACCCAAAGGAGACGUACGUGUCAGUGAUGGAGGGAGAUUCAGUCACUCUAAAUCCUGGUCUUAUUAAAAUAAGUGAUGAUUUGAUUCAGUGGUGGUUUGGAAACAAUGUAAUAGCUGAAAUCAAUGUAACGGCCGACAGAUUCACUGUAUAUGAUGAUGUUCUUGAUGGGAGAUUCAGAGACAGACUGAAGCUGGACAAUCAAACUGGAUCUCUGACCAUCACAAACACCACAACUGAAGAUGAUGGAGAUUAUCAACUACAGAUCCUCAGAACAUCGAUCAUCUUCAAUCUCAAUAUCUAUGCUCGUCUGCCUGUUCCUGUCAUCAGUAGAGACUGUUCUUCGUCAUCAUCAAAUUGUUCAUUGGUGUGUUCAGUGGUGAAUGUGAGUCAUGUGACUCUGUCCUGGUACGCAGGAAUGAGUGUAUUGUCCAGCAUCAGUGCGUCUGAUCUCAGCAUCAGUCUCUCUCUACCUCUGGAGGUGGAAUAUCAGGAUAAAAACACCUACAGCUGUGUGCUGAACAAUCCCAUCAGCAACCAGACCACACAUCUGGACAUCAACACACUCUGCAGACACACAUGUGAAGGUACGACAGCGCUGAUAUUAGUUGAUGUCAGCGCUGAUAUUAGUGUUUAUUGACUGAUCUGAUGUCAGUUUGAUGUGUUUAUUCCUCAGACUCUGUCCAAUGUUGCGGUCCUACUGAAGCUGUGAUCCGAUUGGUCCUCUCUGCUCUGGUGGGCGUGGCUAUUGUCAUCAUUCUGGUUUAUGACAUCAGAUCCAGAAGAGCUGAACGAGAUCAAGCACAUAUUCACACAUCAGGUGCAUGAUUGAUGAUGUCAUUUCUCA